AUGGCUAUGAUGAUGAAGCCGACGAGGAAGGAGCAGCCGUUGGAGUUCGAUGAAGAGGAGGGCGAGCCGGACGAGCAUAUAGAUGGCGGCGAGGAUUACGACGAGGACGACGACAAUGAGCAAACGGAGAGUGAAGACAGCGAAGAUGAUGCCGCUCUGGGCCCAGAAGACGGCGAGAGCCCUAUGGACGAUGACGAGCUUGAGCUGGCUCGUGUAGGCUUCGCCCCCAUGUAG
Molecule: messenger RNA, 234 nt
Organism: Dichomitus squalens LYAD-421 SS1
Lineage: Eukaryota; Fungi; Basidiomycota; Agaricomycetes; Polyporales; Polyporaceae
Exons: 2
Coding region: 1-234 (77 amino acids)
Source: RefSeq, a predicted model, not a curated record